AUGAUCAAGACGAGUGGUUCAAAAAUUGGAUCGUCCUCACCAUUGAUCGUAUCAUCAUUGUUGUUAUUAUUAAUCUUUUUCUUUCAAAAUGUAGAAUCACAACAACAAUUUGAAUAUAAUGAUCAUUACUAUGUUUAUCAACCAGCAGCUGUGUCAUACUCUACUGCACAGACUAUAUGUAGACAGAGUACAUAUGGUGGAUUGGCAGGAUACCUGGUAACGAUUACCUCAGAGUUGGAAUGGCGUUUUGUCAUGGACAAGGUGUUUCCACAGAAUACAGGAACCGAUGUACGUGCAUGGUUGUCUGGUAGUGCAAAGAAUGACUUUUCUCUGUGGUCCUAUGACGAUGGUCCAGAAGCAGGUUUCCUAUUUUAUGAUUUGUAUCAAGACCGUUGUUACACUCAUUGUCCAUGGUCAUUUGCUCAACCAAAUAAUCUAGUCAAUAAUAAUUAUCUCAAUGUUGUUGUACGUGAUGGUCGUUAUGAUUCUUGGGAUGGUAAUCCUUUAGAUUAUACAAAUACUGGAUAUAUUUGUGAAUUUGGUGGAUUAUAUGAACCUGCAUUAAAACCAGCUUUGGCACAAGAUAAUGUUAUUAAAGUUUCCAAUGUAUUGGGUUCUUAUGUUCCAUCGGUCAAUUCAACUACCACACUAAGAUUUGCUCGGUUGGGCACAAAUGAUACAUCUCCAAAAAAUGUAUUUUCAUGUAAUUUGAAGAGUGGUGAUGCUUUUGGACAAUCUACAUGUAGUAUCACACCGAAUUCAGGUGUUUUCAACGUCACUAUAAUAGGUCCAACCAAUACUACUCAUAGCAUUUAUCAAUUCCAACCACCCUAUGUAGCAUAUAUCUAUCCACCAACCAUUUCCAAACCUUUACUCACUAUUGUUGGAUCAAACUUUGGAAAUAAUGUUGAUUUAAAUUCUAUUAAUAUUAAAUUUUCAAAACAAAACUAUCCAUGUAAUGGAUUGAAUUGGUUUCAAGAUUAUUCGAUGGUAUUGGUUUGUACACCUAGUAUGUCACUUCAAGCAUUUGCAUUGACUCUAUUACCAAUUACAAUUACUAUCAAUAAUGUUACAUGGGGUGCUAGAAAGGUACCAUGGUAUUAUGAACCGACACAACAAUUUUAUGCAUACUAUGGGUCUGGUGCAGACCUAAACAAUGCUCUAAAGAUUGUCAACAACACAAUGAUGAGAAAUACAUUGGCUCAUCUUGGUUUAAUGUAUGAUCAAUCAAUGUUUAGUAUAGCUACUUCUAUCAAUGCAUAUUAUGUCAUUUCAGAUCCCGCCAAAACCAUUCCAUAUAGUUAUUGGGUACCUGCUGUCCCACCUACUGCAGGUGGCGGUGGUGGUGGUGGAUCAAACUCUUGGAAAUGGUCUUAUGGACCUAAAAAUGGUCAGGCAACGACUUCAUACUCGCCAGUAGCACCACCUACACCUGCACAAGGCAGUAUACUAGUUUUCAACGCUUUAAACGGUCAAUUUACAACUACUGUCACAUCGGGUGUUGGAGGAUACUAUACUUUUAUGGAGUUUGGUAAUGUUGCACCUACUUGGAAGAAUAAUGCCUCUACAGUAUAUUCUCUUACUUCUGGCUCCAAUAUAACACUUGCCACUCUAAAUGAUGGACAUUUAUUCUCUAGUGUAACGAUUUCAAGUCAAACUGUCACUUUGCAGAGACAGUAUGUACCACCCUUUGGAUCGCCAUCUAUUCAAACGCCACCGUUUUAUGGUGGACCUUAUCUUUUAUCAUUCUCGGUCGAUGGAGUAGUUGCAACGGGUGUUCAGUACUUGCAAUACCUUCCACUAACCAUCACCAAUAUUACUCGUAUCUCAAUACUUGGUGGUAAGGUUACAGUCACCGGAACCAACUUUUACACCGAUCCAUCUCUUUUAACGGUCAAAUUACAAACUCUUGAUGGGUCAGUCACACUACCAACUGGAACCAUGGUAGUACCACACACUCAGUUUGAAGUACAAGUCCCCCCAUUUACAUCGGCUGGUCUAUGCACUGUUUCCGUUAGUUUGGGAGGGUCUAGUCAAAUUGCCAGUACUUAUUUACAAGUUGUCAAUCCUGCCAUCACUGAAAUAUCAGUUGCCUUUGGACCAACACCCAAAUUAAUAUUAACAGGUGUUGGAUUCCAAAUUCUAACUAUUCCACCUGUUAUUAUGUUUGGUAAUGGUCCAGGUACAGGUACAGGUCAAAUCAACCAAACUCAACUAUUAUCAUACUCUGACACUGAAAUUGAAGCUUAUAUACCAUAUGAAGCAAGACAAGGUAACUUUUCAGUUGCUGUUGGACCGUUGACAUCUCAAUUGUCAAUUAUUACUCUUAGUCCAUACAUCAUGUCAGUUGGACCAUCACCAAGUAUCACAGGUGGUAGCAGUAUUACAGUUACCGGUAGAUUCCUUGCCAAUACAGAUACAUCUGGUACUCCCCUCAACUUGGGUUUGAGUGUAUCAAAGAAUGGUAUACCUCCUUAUUCAGUCAAUUGUACAUCGGUACAAGGUGCACCUCUUUAUCAAUUAGAAUGCCCUAUUGCAGCUGGAACUGGAUCAUUUAAUGCUACACUUGUAUACAGCAGUAUAUUUACUUUUAAAUAUCAAUUAAAUUAUCAGUAUCCUACUAUUGAUUUGGUAUCAUCGAUUGAUUCCAAUUCAACUGGUCUAGUCUCUAUUGUAGGGUCUAGUUUUGCAUCGGUUGGUGUAUCUGUACUUAUUGGAAAUACGUCUUGUUCAGAUGUCAGUGUAUUCAACUCUACCUAUUUAACAUGUACUUUGAAUGCUGUCAAUUCCAAUUUAUCCAAUACCAAUGGAAUGGCAUUACCUGUACGUGUUGAAGUUGAUGGAUUGGUAACCACCAAAAACAUGUUCUUUUUCAAUAUUUAUAAAUUGUGUCUUCCACAAUGUGACUCUCAACAUGGUACUUGUAACAACAAAACUGGUCGUUGUGAUUGUCAAUCUGGAUAUACUGGAUACAACUGUUCAACCUUAAUUGACAAUGGAGAUGGAGAAGGGGAAGUAAUAGUCAAACCACCAGUGAUUGGUGAAUCAGGUAAUAGUUUUAUUCCAGGUACAGGAUACAACUUUUCAGUCUCUCUAUCAUAUCUUAGAGAGGUUGAUAUGGAUAACCAACCAAUCAAGACUUUACCAAUGUCUGAUAUCAAAUGGACUAAUCGAUCAUCGCUCCCAUUCAACUCGUCGACCACCACUAGUAGUAGCAUUGCAAGUAAAGAAAGAUUCGAGGGACAUUUUCCAAAUGACACUUGUUCAGUUCAAUUAGACCUCACAAUCUUUUCAAAAGAGACUAUUAUUUACUUUGCAGGUGAACCAAUUACAAUGCCAACCAAUUCAAUCAAAUAUGAAAUAACUAUUUAUAAUUGGACGUUUAGUGGACAAGUCAAUAGUUUAGAAGCAAUUUAUUCGGCCAUCACAGACAAGCAAACAGAGUAUCAAUGUGAAGAUCAAGAAACUUCAUUCCUCAACGACCAAAAUGAUAAUAUUUCUUGGUUUGAAAUUUAUGCUGGUGGAGCUACCAUGCACGCAAAGUUUGCAGACAGAGUUAUUGUAGAUGAUAGAUAUUACACUAGUCGUGUUUCAAUCCUACCAUCAAAUGAUCAAUUAUACAAUCUUUUAAAAGAUCAACAACAACAACAACAAAAUAAUGCAUUUCAAGUUUUGGCAGCCAUUACAGUUCCAAAUUUUGCCAAUCAAGCUAUUAUAGAUCCAAACUUUGGUAGUUUAAUUAAAUUUAAUUCAAAUGAUUGUGGCAGUGAAAAGAAUCAAUGGAAGGUACCUGUGAUUGUAGUAUGUUCAGUGGUUGGAGCAGCCGCUCUCAUAUGUAUAACCAUCUUUAUUGUUAAAAAGAAUUAUACACUUAGAAAGAUUGCAAUGCAUAUUAAAAUGAGUGCAAGAUCAUCUUCAUAA
This is a messenger RNA of Cavenderia fasciculata, 3921 nucleotides long. Its product is annotated as EGF-like domain-containing protein. Gene Ontology annotation, biological process: sexual reproduction. The transcript has 3 exons. NCBI's taxonomy places the organism in Eukaryota, Evosea, Eumycetozoa, Acytosteliales, Cavenderiaceae. The record is from RefSeq and is a predicted model, not a curated record. Bases 1 to 3921 code for a protein of 1306 amino acids.